AUGGACUUCGAACAGUAUGGGCAGAAUUCCCAACAACCUCGACAACGGAGAAGAAGAGCCGGAAAGCGGCGAUUGAACAAUAAGGCACCCAUCGCAGCACGGUUGGCCCUAGACCCCCAACUGCGCGGGAAAGUCGGCAUAGUAUCCGAGGAUCUAGCGAAUGACCUCUUCCAGCAGCAGGCCCUCCAAGAUGUCACGACUUCUGACGAUGGAGUACUUUAUGUUGCAAUUGCCCCGCAUACGCCCACUUAUACCUCGGUGGAAGAUCAGGCCUGGACGAUACUCCCCGUGCGCAUCCAGCCAACAGAGAGAUCGCCGGUUCCAAUGUCACACUCGACUGUGCUGUUUCCCGAAUCGGCAGACUCACUUCAGCCUUUCCUCCAGGCUUUGGGAAAAGUUGACUCGUCACGCAACUCCAUACAGGCACACCGUUCCAUAGAGAUUCGGAUUCUGGAUGUCGCCCCAAUUCAUCUCGAUACAAUCUUUGUGACCGUUGAGCGACAUCUACUCCGCAAUCAUGAUGAUGUUCAGAGCAAAUUUAGCGGUGGAUUCACGAAUGGGCAAGGGCCGAAUGGACUCUGGGGGAAGUCGGGGAACUCGGUAGAAGCCAAGAAGCAUUCGAAAAGGGCUGCAGCGGAUGCCGAACAGCGUCUCACUGCAGCAGUUCGUGAAGCAUUGGGAGCUCAGCGCAUUGUGCAUACCGGAGACGUGCUGCCCCUUCCACUCCCUUCUCAUCCCAUAACUUACGCGCCACCACCACCUGCGCGAAUCUCAUUUUGCGAGCCCGUUUCGCAAGGUUUGCUGAUGUCGACGACAAAGAUUGUGCUUGUCCAGGCUCGCUCUCAAGGACUCCGCGCUCAACAAACUGUGCCCUCGAAGUCUGCGCUUCUGAAGCAAGUGGCCGAGGACGAAGCUGAUGACACUUCCAACGAACAAUUCUAUUCUGCAGCCGAAGAUAAGCCUGGCGAAAGUGGGACAGAAAUGGAAGUAACGUCAGCUGCAGAAGAGUCAGAAACAGAGGGCUCAGCAGGAUCCAUGAGUGACUCUUCGGAUGAUUCUCUGGAAGACAUGAUUUCUCUCAGUGCGCCUGAAUUGCCGCAGCCACCAUCGGGGAUGAUGUCUUCUUUGACUUCGGCGACCCCUAGAGCCGGCGCCACCAUGCGCCCUGGUCAUGGCGGAGGCAAGACCUUCAAGGUGGAAGGUCUCCUGCAACAAGUCCCAAAUGAGGUGCUGCACCCCCGACCUCGAGACGAUGAAGACGUCGACUCCUUUGUCUUUGUAGAUAUCAAUACGCUCGCCAAGAUUGGAUGCUUUUCCGGUGAUUGGGUCAGAAUCGAAGCUGCCGAGGAGCCCCAGCUGAACAUGUUUGCCUCGCUCAAAUUUGGAAGUUUCAACGACUCCCCUGAAGACGCGGGCGAUUGGCGCCCAGUUAAGAUUUUUGGUCUUUCGGGUCUUCCGUCCUCUAAGCCACGGUAUGCCAUUAAUCACUCAGGUGAACGCCGGUCCAGUGUUUCGCAACGCGCACCCACCCGCUUGACCCCUUCAGUUUUCGUUCCCCCGUUGCUUCUUGGCAAUAUUGAAAAUCCCAAGUACCUGCGGAUCUCUCCCAUGAUCUUCGCUACUCCUAAUGGCUCCUCCAAACCUGGUCUCUUGCAUCAGAUGAAGAACACUGCUGCUAAGAACCCGCCUUUGGCGAAAGAGGUUACACUGCUCAAGGUUUCCACUCCCCUCUCGAUGGACCGGGUCCUUCAACCGGCGCUAUUUGCAGGAUUGAAGCAGUACUUCGAAUCACGCCGGCGUAUCCUUAAAAGUGGUGAUUUGGUCGGAAUUAGCGUGGACGAAGGACUUGGCAGAGCGGUGUUCUCUGGCACCGCUGGCGGUGACAGUGCUAGUCAGGAGGAAGACAUCACUAUCCGGCUGGGCCAAGGCGUCAAUGCAAAUAAUGCCGGGGCCCGCAAAAUCGGCGUCGCUUGGUUCCGUGUCGGACAGGUAGCCCCGACUACUGUAGAGGAGAUGGAGGAGACAGGCGAAGAUCAGUGGGGCGGAGUUGCUGUACUAGACCCGGCGACUACGCGCAUGGUACAGGCUGGAAGCGAUGUGAGCCGAGUUCCUGGCGUGUUGGGCAAUGGGUGGGAGUAUUGGCUGGGCGUCAAGACGAUCCCAAAGAGCGUCCAUGAUGUCCCGACGGCUCAUGGCAUUGUUGCUGAUCCACCUCAGUCCUUUAUACCAUCAUUGCAGCAGCGAAUCCGUGAUCUGAUGUCUGCUGCCACAAGCCCGCGGGCUAUUCAGCUAGGCAUGAAGCCUGUCUUCAUUCUCCUUAGAUCCCAGCAAAGGCAUAUAGGCAAGGCAACCAUUGCAACUCGAGCGUGCUCAGACAUCGGCCUGCACACAUUUCCCAUCGAUGCGUACGAUAUCUUGACAGAAGGCGGCGCGAAUGGUGGCGAUGUCAAGACCGAAGCAUAUCUCAAAGCCCGAGCAGAACGGGCUUUCCACUGCGGAGCAAACUGCACCGCAUUGCUGAUUAGGCAUAUCGAAGUUUUAACCGCCGAUCGCAUUGUCACAGCAAUGAGUGAUGUCUUGAACGAUGCCAGAGUUGUCAUUGCGACUACCACUGAUGUUGAAACCAUCCCCGAAGGUAUCCGCAGCCUUAUCACCCAUGAGUUUGAGAUGGGUGCCCCGGAGGAGAAAGAGCGCGAAGGCAUUCUGCGAAAUGCCGUCGCAGAGCGCAGUAUCAGACUGUCCGCGGACGUGGAACUGGGCACCAUUGCUCUGAAGACCGCAGCUCUUGUUGCAGGAGAUUUGGUUGACGUUGUGGAACGGGCUGCCGGGGCGAGAACAGCUCGCCUCGAAAGUCUGGCCGAGGCUAGCAAGAAGCUUUCCGGAUCAGAAGUCUUUGUCAGAGACGUCCUGCUGGCAGGAGGCGACGGUGCACGAGGUGUCACCAAGGCAGACUUUGACGCCGCUGUAGAAGCUGCGCGGAAGAACUUUGCCGAUUCAAUCGGCGCACCUAAGAUUCCAAACGUUGGCUGGGAUGAUGUUGGUGGGUUGACUAACGUUAAGGAUGCCUUGGUCGAGACCAUUCAGCUGCCGCUCGAACGACCCGAGCUCUUCGCCAAGGGAAUGAAGAAGCGCAGUGGUAUCUUGUUCUAUGGCCCGCCCGGCACCGGAAAGACCCUCCUCGCAAAGGCCAUUGCCACUGAGUUCUCUCUUAACUUCUUCUCCGUAAAGGGCCCUGAAUUGCUUAAUAUGUAUAUUGGUGAAUCCGAGGCAAACGUGCGUCGAGUAUUCCAACGCGCUCGGGAUGCUCGUCCCUGCGUUGUGUUCUUUGAUGAGUUGGAUUCCGUUGCGCCCAAGCGUGGUAACCAGGGAGACAGCGGUGGUGUUAUGGACCGUAUCGUCAGUCAGCUGCUCGCAGAGCUGGAUGGAAUGAACGGCGGCGAGGAGAAUAGCGGUGGAGUGUUCGUCAUUGGUGCGACUAACCGUCCCGAUCUGCUUGACACUGCGCUCCUCCGCCCCGGUCGCUUCGACAAGAUGCUCUACCUGGGCGUGUCAGAUACACAUAGGAAGCAGUCCACUAUCCUUGAGGCUUUGACGCGGAAGUUCGCUCUCCAACCCGAUGUCUCACUUGACCGCGUUGCGGAACAGCUUCCUUUGACUUAUACUGGUGCUGAUCUGUAUGCACUCUGUUCUGAUGCCAUGCUAAAAGCUAUCACCCGAAAGGCCACCGCGGUCGAUGAGAAAAUCAAGUCUCUGCCAAAUGGUCCAGUCAGCACUGCUUGGUUCUUUGACCAUCUCGCCACGAAGGAAGAUGUGAAUGUGAUGGUAACAGAGGGAGAUUUCCUGUCUGCUCAAGGAGAGCUUGUGCCAAGUGUUAGUGCCAAGGAACUUGAACAUUUCGAGCGCAUCCGUCAAACCUUCGAAGCAGUGGACAAGUCAAAGCAAGACUCCACCGCUGCCGCGCCACAGACAAUAGCGGAGGCAAUGGAGGCAUUUAACCAGGGCGGCUCGGCCAUACCAGAAGAGGCACCGGCCACGAAUGGUGACAGUAAUACAACCGAGAGUCUUCCCGGUCGUAUCAAAGGCAUGACCAAAUGGCCAGGCAACGUUGUCCGCAGUGCCAGCGGCCAGUCAACAACCAGCAGCAAAGGCAAAGGAAGGAGCGUCAGCAAGAAGGGAAAGUCCCGCACCGGUGCGGAAUCUGAUGGAUCUGUUGACGGCGACGAUGAGGACAUGGCAAAUAGUGCCAGUGCCCAAGAUGAUGAAGACGAGGAUGAUUUCGUCGUUCGGACUGAUCACUUGAUGAACCCCAUGGAGGAGGUUGAAUAG
This is a messenger RNA of Penicillium verrucosum, 4326 nucleotides long. It is a transcript of the gene pex6, whose product is annotated as AAA family ATPase peroxin 6. The record is from RefSeq and is a predicted model, not a curated record. NCBI's taxonomy places the organism in Eukaryota, Fungi, Ascomycota, Eurotiomycetes, Eurotiales, Aspergillaceae. The coding region runs from base 1 to 4326 and encodes 1441 amino acids. Gene Ontology annotation, biological process: protein import into peroxisome matrix. Gene Ontology annotation, cellular component: cytosol; peroxisomal membrane. Gene Ontology annotation, molecular function: ATP hydrolysis activity; ATP binding. The transcript has 4 exons.